This is a messenger RNA of Cooperia oncophora, 459 nucleotides long. The record is from the annotation of a GenBank genome assembly. NCBI's taxonomy places the organism in Eukaryota, Metazoa, Nematoda, Chromadorea, Rhabditida, Trichostrongylidae.
AUGAAUAAUGUGACGUUCGGUGAUGAAACGAUGGGUUACUACGAGACCAUUGCUGGAGGUGCCGGUGCUGGAGAAGGUUUUAACGGCAGGAGUGGAGUUCAUACACAUAUGACAAAUACGAGGAUAACAGAUCCGGAGAUUCUGGAAAGCAGGUAUCCCGUUAUUCUCCGCGAGUUCUCUUUACGCGAAAAUUCUGGAGGAAAAGGAAAAUGGCGUGGAGGAGAUGGAGUGGUUCGGAGCCUUCAGUUCCGAAGACCUCUCUCGCUGGCCUUGCUCACUGAAAGACGAGUUUUUGCUCCAUACGGUCUCAAAGGCGGAGGAGAAGGUGCACGUGGUGUGAACAUACUGAAAAAACAGUCGCGUACCGUGAACCUUGGCGGGAAGAUCACUUUACGAGUGGACCCUGGAGAUAUCCUUCAUAUACAGACACCCGGUGGAGGAGGCUAUGGCACCGAGUAA